Messenger RNA from Mya arenaria, 2448 nucleotides. RefSeq lists its product as uncharacterized. The transcript is spliced from 8 exons. NCBI's taxonomy places the organism in Eukaryota, Metazoa, Mollusca, Bivalvia, Myida, Myidae. The coding region runs from base 1113 to 2156 and encodes 347 amino acids. The record is from RefSeq and is a predicted model, not a curated record.
UUUGAAAGCCUAUUGAAAACUACUCUAUACGGAAUAUUAACUUGUGAAUAAAACUAAUAGUUUAAAGUUCAAUGAAAUACGCGUUUAUCAUGCAAAAUGUAAUAUUUCUGUUAAACAAAUUGAUAGAUUAUUUGAUAUUUUAUUUGCAUUGCGGAGCGGAUUGAAGUAAAAGUGUAUUCUGAGAUUAAGUGGACAAACUUUACAUUAAAGUGAUGUAAAAAUUGCUUAUCAACCAAAUGAUUCACCAGAAGUUGUUUUAGAUACAACUGUUUGUUCACGAUAUAAUUUUUUUUACUGUUUUCAGUAGAGUUGAGUGGAGUGGAGUUGUGUUCGUGCAGUUCAGUAGAGCUUUAUGAAGGUUAAGUUGAGUUGAGUGAAGUUGAGUUGAGUUAAGUUAAGUGAAGUUGAGCAGUGUUCGUUAAGUUCAGUUGAGUUAAGUGAAGGUUGAUUUGAGUUGAGUGAAGUUGAGUGAAGUUGAGCCGAGUUCGUUCACUUUAGUUGAGUUAAGUGAAGGUUAAGUUGAAUUGAGUGAAGUUGAGUUAAGUUGAGUUGAGUAGAGUUUAGUACAUGCAUGCAAUAUAAAGAGGCGUGUCGAACAAGUAUUUGUUAUUAAAAGAAAGCGAAAAAAUUGAUUGAAAGUGUGAUUUAUAAGUGAUGAACAAACAAUGAAAGUACGGUUAAGUGUCUAGUGUCCAAAACAACGCUGAUUCUGUUUCGUAUGUAUAUGAAUAGUUUUGCUGUGAACAAGGAUCGGCUUUAAAAAAAAUGUUAAAAAAGUGUUUAAUAUUGUGCUAAGGAACAGCAGGAGAUAUAAGGCUUAAGAAUAAAACCCCGUGGAGAAUAAAAAAAACACAAGAAAAUAAUCUCAAACUGUUUGAAGUGUUUGACGAAAAGAGAAAGUUUUAAGUGCAAUGAAUUUCACAAGUUGUAACAUAAAAUAGAUGAUAUUUGAAACAUAUUAAACGGUUGUUGAAUAAUCUGAAGAGGAUAUGUUUUGGUUUAAUGUUCUUCAUAUUGUGUUACAUGCGAACUAGUCGUAAAGAAAACUGUGUAAAUUAAAGUGUGAACAGUUCUUCAAUAAAGUUAAACAGCAACAAUUAAACCCGAAAAAUAUGGAGCGUUCCCGACGAUCCCCCUUCUACUCGUCGUCGGAAACGACGACGGAUGAGUUUAAGCAGAUGCAAAGAAGACAAAUGCUGAAAAAUACAUUCGCCGUCGUAAAAAUGCAAUAUACUCCUACACUUUACAGCUCUCUGUCAACCACGCGCGUACGACAGCGUCUGUGUGACCUGAUGGGAACUGACGUCAUCAGACUGAACGACAAACGAUACUUUCAGAAGCUUUCCGAAAAACUGCAAGACGAAUAUGAGACGGUCAUGGACAAGCAGGAAGAUGCCCGCGCCGCCUCUGAGCACGAGCGCAUCCGGCGGCUGAUGCUGGAGGGCGUUAUUGACGCUCCCAACGAUCAUCGCGCCAUCGUGUAUGGCGACCACAAUAAACGGCACGGAAAAAAGAAACGAAAGAAAGGAAAACGGCAGUCCUCGGCCUCGGGUCACUCAUCAGCCACCCAGUCCCGACUGUCCGACGACGAGGGGAUCUACAAAUCCAGGAAAGAGGAAGUGGAGACUCAGGUUGGCCUCCAAAGUAGUUCCCGGCCUAGCUCCACCAAAUCCUCUCUCCGGGGCCGCACCCCUGACUCCCGAUCACAAGGCAAGAGGGUCAACAUUGAGGAGAAAGAGAACGAGGUGUAUUCAACUUCAAACGAGUUGCAUGCACGCCCUCCGCAUCACGAGAACGCUUUACGGAGCCCCGAUCCAACUUCCGAUAUGAAGCGUGGUUCCCGGCGGGUGAAAUCCGCCGCUCCCCGCAUCAACCGCUGGGAGAAAGAUUCUGUGUCGUCAGAUCACACGGAUGAUGACGUCACAUCUCAAGAUGGAUUCGAUACUCAGAGCCUUCCGGAUGCAACGAGCAUGCGCAAAGGGUCAAAAUUUUCCCGCCAAGAGCCAGAGAGGGUUUCGAAACUACGCACCGAGGAGACUGUGGCCGGACUAUAUUCCAUCGCGGAAGAAAUCGUGUCACCAGUGAGAGCGGAAGAUCAAAAAUACGAACGAAAAGUAGUUCCUGUGAAAAAGAAAAUGACUGUUUCGUGCUCAUAACUCGUUUCGCCUAAUUGUAUACUCACCGCUUAUUUAACUGCUUAACUUAUGUAUUAACCGUGUUAAUUAUAAUUAUUGUUUUAAUAUUAAGAAAAAUAAGUUGUACUGAAACUGUGAAGUGUUUUUGUUUGUUCUUACCAGUGUUGCCAUUGAACUGACCUAACUUGUUUUUGUCUCGUUUGGCUGACGAACGUCUUUUUAAAGGGACUCGUUCACGAUUCAAAGGUGAUGGCAUUGUUCUGACCUAAUUCGUAUUUGUCUCGUUCAGGUGAUGCUAGUCUUUUUAAAGGGA